AUGACUUUGGAUCAUUUGCGCAGCGGAGUAGAUGUACCAUUUUAUAAAUCUCUUAUAGCAGGAUCUCUUUCUGGUAUCGUGGCUAGAACUUUUACUGCACCACUAGAUGUGAUUAAAAUACAUUACCAAUUACUACCUCGAAAUAUUGCAACUAAAAAAACUACAAGAUCCACUCUGCAUGGGAAUAAUGACAUCAAACUAUUUAAUAUAAUCAAAAAAAUAUAUAAAGCGGAAAAUAGUAUAAAAGGGUUCUUUAAGGGCAAUGUUCCUGGUCUAUUGAUGUACAUGGUGUAUGGAAGUGUUCAAUUUUCUUCGUAUUCAUAUUUUAAUAGUCAUCUUUCGAUAUUCACCAAAAAUGAGGCUUUACAUAGUUUUAUAGUGGGUGGUUUAAGCGGGAUUUGUUCAAGUGUAGUUUCUUAUCCCUUGGAUAUCUUGAGGACAAGAUUCAUAGCAUUUCAAAAGCAUGUACCCACAACAAACCAUAUUAGUACUGUUAGUAGGACAAAUAAUAAUCGAAUGUUUGAUGUUGUCAAGGAGAUAUGGCUGCAUGAAAAUAAAUUCAAUGGGUUAUUUAAAGGGUGUACCAGUUCUAUAGUGACAUUGACUUUGAACAGUUCUAUUAUUUUUUCGGUUUAUGAAUCAAUAAAUGUAUUUUGCGAGAACUAUAGUAAUAGCAAGAAUAACGAGAAUACAUAUAUUAUGUUGUUGAGACAGUUCAGUAGUACUAUAGCUGGUAUAACCGCAAAAUCAGUUACAUUUCCACUGGACACAAUUAGAAGGCGAAUACAGAUUAUGACUUCGAGAAAUAUUACAGAAUUAACUGAAUCGCCACAGGUGUAUAAAGAGUACCAUAAGAAAAAAAAGUUUAUUUCCAUUGGCUACCAUAUAUAUCGGAAAGAAGGUAUUAAAACUUUAUAUCAAGGGUUAUAUAUUGCGUUAUUAAAAAGUGCGCCAACAACUGUAAUUAGUCUAUAUGUGUAUGAACGGGUACUAAACAUUUUGAGAUGA
Molecule: messenger RNA, 1008 nt
Organism: Saccharomycodes ludwigii
Lineage: Eukaryota; Fungi; Ascomycota; Saccharomycetes; Saccharomycodales; Saccharomycodaceae
Gene: TPC1
Product: thiamine transporter TPC1
Exons: 1
Coding region: 1-1008 (335 amino acids)
Biological process (GO): thiamine pyrophosphate transmembrane transport
Cellular component (GO): mitochondrial inner membrane
Molecular function (GO): thiamine transmembrane transporter activity
Source: RefSeq, a predicted model, not a curated record